AUGUCGGAGAAACCUCCUCCAACAUUGGAGAGAUACGAUGGCUCGGCGAACCCUGAUAACCACCUCAGGAUCUUCACCAAUGCGAUGACAUUCUACACAAAUAGUGAUCCAGUCAUAUGCAGGGCUUUCUCCUUGUCGUUAAGGGAUGAAGCACUGGAAUUAUACCAUACCCUCCCUCUAGACACGGUAGACUGCUUUGCCACGGUAGAAACUCUUUUUAGAAAACAAUAUGCAUCCAAUCGAAAGCGAGAGAUGACGCUAGCAGAAUUGGUAAACACCAAGCAGGGAAAAGAUGAAACCUUAAAGGCGUUCAUCCAAAGGUACAACGAGACUGCGCGACGGGUGAAAGAUGCGAAUCACACUUUUGUCAUUAAUAACUUGUCGUCAUGUUUAAAACCAGGCUAUUUUUCUGAACAAUUGUAUGCCAAACCACCAAAAUCUAUGGAGGAACUCCAGGAGAGGAUUGCUGAAUUUAUUCGUAUUGAGGACAUGAGAAACUCAAGGAAGAAGCAACAUGAAGUCCCCACCAAUGAGAGCAAGAAAGAAGGGAAGCAAUUUUCCAACAAAAACGACAGGCCUCCCCGAAAGGAACUCACCUAG
Messenger RNA from Vigna umbellata (rice bean), 600 nucleotides. The record is from RefSeq and is a predicted model, not a curated record. Lineage: Eukaryota; Viridiplantae; Streptophyta; Magnoliopsida; Fabales; Fabaceae.